AUGAAGCUACUUUCGCUCGUUACAGGUCUGCUGGCCGCUCAUGCGGUUGCAGCCACACCUCGCGUGGUCAUCCCAAGUCUGGAGGAGGCGGCGAAACAGAUUCAAGACCGGCAAGCCAAACGACAGUCCAAUGUCAUAACUACUGGUGCCGGCGGUAGCGGCAUCUACCCUCGAUUAGAAGUCCGCCAGAUGUUCUUCAACAAGCCCAAUCAAUGGACACUUCUUAUACUGGCUAUGCAGCAGUUCCAGGCACAAGAUCAAAACUCCGCGACUUCUUACCACCAGAUUGCUGGUAUCCAUGGAGUGCCACGAGCCAACUAUAACGGUGUUGGCCAAUGCGGCACAUGCGGCGACGCUGAUGGGUAUUGUACCCACGACUCCGUGCUCUUCCCGGGUUGGCACCGUGCCUACAUGGCUUUAUUCGAACAGCAAUUUCUGUCAGUCGUCCAACAGGUUGCCGGACAGUUUCCUGCAUGGCAACAACCUGCUAUGUUCGGUGCUGCUUCGACCAUGAGGUUUCCAUUCUGGGACUGGGCUGCUGCUCCGCGGCCAGGGUAUCCUACCUUACCGAACAUUGUCAGCCAGAAAUACGUCACGGUCAAUGGACCCAGUGGCUCGCAGACCAUAAUCAAUCCACUAUUCCGCCAUGACUUCGCAGACCCAAGUGGGAUGUACUACAGCCCCUUCGUGGACUGGCAUGUGACUCUACGCUAUCCUGGCAGCAAUGCAUGGGACGCCAGUAGCCAAGAAUCCCAAGCUAUUUCAGCAUUCGACAACAUCCGUACGAGCAUGCAGGAUCAAGUCUACCAGCUUUUCUCAACUUGCAGUGACUACUUGCACUUCAGCAAUGACGAUGCCGGAUCGAGUUCUACCAGCUGUUCGAACAGUCUGGAAGGCAUCCACAACACUAUCCACACGACUGGCGGAGGUCCCGGCUCCGCAACUGUCUCUGGUGGCCACAUGACAUAUCUUGCUACUGCCGCAUUUGACCCUAUGUUUUGGCUUCAUCACUGCAACGUCGAUCGUAUCUUCGCCAUGUGGCAAAGCCAACAUCCCAACUCUUACGGUGGUUCGCAGCCAGCACCGCACGACACCUGGACCAUUGCUCAGGGCACGAAUCAAGACGAGAACUCGCCCUUGACUCCCUUCUACAAGGACGGCAAUGGCAACUUCUGGACGACGAACCAGGUCAAAGACUGGACUGUAUUCCAAUAUACGUAUCCUGAAUUUGCCGACAGCGAUGGCAGUCAAGGCGCCAUUGCCAGCUUCAUCAACAAACUCUAUGGCCCAAGCGCAACAGCCACCGCUGGCUCAUCCAAGCGCACAGCUGCUCCCGAGCCACGAAACGAAUGGAGGGCACGAAACACAGCCGCACCAGCCUCUUACAACGCUCCUCGCCAAUCCAGCCCGCUAGUCGCCGCGAACGGCUCUCUCUUCCAAUACGUCGCCAAUAUCAAGACACCCCGCUACGCUCUAAACGGCUCCUACCAAAUCUACCUCUUCAACGGCUCACCCAGCAGCGAAGAACCCACAACCUGGAUCCACGACGAAAAACUCAUCGGACCCAUGGGCGUCCUCUCCCAAGCCAACAAAACCGACCACGACCUCACAGCCGCCGGCUCCAUCCCCCUCACCCGCACCCUCACAAGCGUCGUCAGACAGGGUCUCCUGACCGCCCUCACAGAAGCACUAGUAGUGCCCUACCUCAAGUCGAAUCUCAUGUGGCGCGUAGCAGGCCCCAACGGGACUGAAGUCGAUUCAGCGACGAUCCCAGGUUUCGAGGUCGCGGUCUUUGCUUCUACUGCUCAGCCGCCCAGCUCACAGUAUGAUUUGCCCAAGUGGUCGGAGUUUAUUCCGUUGGUGGAUAUUACGGUUGAUAAGGCGGGGGGUGCGAAUACGAUUGCUAAUGCUACUGCGACGUGA
This is a messenger RNA of Recurvomyces mirabilis, 1923 nucleotides long. RefSeq lists its product as uncharacterized. Gene Ontology annotation, molecular function: oxidoreductase activity. The coding region runs from base 1 to 1923 and encodes 640 amino acids. The transcript has a single exon. Lineage: Eukaryota; Fungi; Ascomycota; Dothideomycetes; Mycosphaerellales; Teratosphaeriaceae. The record is from RefSeq and is a predicted model, not a curated record.